Molecule: messenger RNA, 3802 nt
Organism: Pipra filicauda (Wire-tailed manakin)
Lineage: Eukaryota; Metazoa; Chordata; Aves; Passeriformes; Pipridae
Gene: ERCC5
Product: ERCC excision repair 5, endonuclease
Exons: 16
Coding region: 106-3690 (1194 amino acids)
Biological process (GO): nucleotide-excision repair
Cellular component (GO): nucleus
Molecular function (GO): DNA endonuclease activity; single-stranded DNA binding
Source: RefSeq, a predicted model, not a curated record
GUCUGCGCUCGCUGGCUGGAGGGGUCGCUGGGCCUGUCCGGCCUUUCCGGGUCCCCCGCCAGGCUCCGCUCCCUGCCCCCCCCCCGCAGCAGGUAAGAAGGGACCAUGGGAGUUCAAGGACUUUGGAAGCUGCUCGAAUGCACCGGGAGAACCAUAAGCCCAGAAACGCUAGAAGGGAAAAUUCUUGCUGUGGAUAUCAGUAUUUGGUUGAACCAAGCAAUAAAGGGAGCCAGAGAUCGUGGUGGUGUUUCCGUACGGAAUGCUCACCUCCUCACUCUGUUCCAUCGACUCUGCAAGUUACUGUUUUUCCGAAUUCGACCUGUCUUUGUUUUUGACGGAGAGGCGCCUCUUCUGAAGAGACAAACCUUGGCUAAGCGAAGACAAAGAAAGGAAGUUGCCAUCAGUGAUUCCAGGGAAACUACAGAGAAACUCUUGAAAACGCUUUUGAAGAGACAUGUUAUCAAAACUGCUCUUGCGGGAAAAAGCAAUGAAGUUUUGCCCAGUAUUACACAAGUUCGAAGAGGAGAAAUUGAUGAUAUGUACGUAUUGCCUGCUUUAGAAGAUGAAGAGAAGAAUAGCUCGGAGGAGGAGGAAGAAAAAGAAUGGCAAAUGAGAGUGAGCCAAAAAAAGAUGUUGCAAGAACAGUUAUGUGAAAAUCCUUAUGCUGUAGAUAUUGAAUCAGAAGAUUUCAACAAGCUGCCUCCAGAAGUAAAACAUGAGAUCUUGACUGAUAUUAAAGAACUUACAAAGCGAAGAAGAACGUUAUUUGAAGCAAUGCCAGAGGACUCCAAUGAGUUUUCCCAGUACCAGCUUAGGGGCUUGCUUAAAAAAAGCAACCUCAAUCGGUGCAUAGAGAAUGUGCAAAAAGAAAUGAAUCAACAGCACUCGGGUGAAAUCCAAACACAAUAUGAAAAUGAAGGUGGUUUUGUGAAAGAAGUGGAAUCAAGGAGGGUGGUCUCUGAAGAGACUUCUCACUAUAUUCUGAUAAAGGGUAUUCAAGCAAAAGAAGCUAUAAAUAGAGACUUGGAAACUACUGCAGGACCCUCAUCAAAAAUGCUUGAAUUGACUAAAUUGAAUAAAAUCAACGAAUCUCCUGCUAAUGCAAAGCUAGUUGCAUCUGACAAGAUGCAAACAGAGAAAGAUAAUAAUGUGGUGACAGCACCACCCUCUCCUCGGACUUUGCUUGCUAUCCAGACUGCUAUGGUAGAAAGCAACUCAGAAGAAGAACUGGAUACAGAACAAUUGAAUGUAGACCAAUUUGUAACAGAGGAAGGCAGUGUGUCUCCAAGAACACUACGGGCAAUUCAGCAAGCUCUGAGUGAUGAGGAUAAAAGGGAGGAAGUUGUUACUAUUAGAACUGAUGGAGUGCUACCAGAAAGAUCAGAAGUGAAAGAUUUUCUGCUUAGUAGCUCAGAUGAGGAAGAGCAGAUUCCUGAAGUUAAGGAGGGAAAAAACAUACUUACAGCUACAGUUUGUUCGUCAAUCCAAGUGACUAUGCAUGGUGCUGAAUUUGAACAGGAAAGUCAGAAGCUGGAAGAAAAUCAUAUUACACCCAAAGACACAGCUGAAAAUUACUCUUCUACUGACAAUACUAAAAAAGGCAAAGAAGAUGUAAGCAAAGAAGAAAAUGGUUCAAAAAAUUGUAUUGCACCCAAGGAUACCAAUAUAUCCAGAGCGGAAAAUUAUUCAUUUAUUGACAAUACUAGAAAAGACACAGAAGAUUUAGACAAAGAAGAAAAUGGUUCCAAAAAUCAUAUUUCACCCAAAGAUAUCAGUAUAUCCAGAGCUGAAAAUUAUUCUUGUAUUGAAAAUACUAGGAAAGGCAAAGAAGACUUAGAAAAAGAAGAAAAUGGUUCCAAAAUGGACUUAAAGUCUUUGGAAGAUAAGGAUAUGAAUUUGUGUGUGCAGAAGCCAAGUUGUUCCUCUGUACAAACUAGUAUAGGGGCUUUGAUUCAUGCUGCAACAACAGACCUUUCUAAAAAUGAGAAAAACUUGAAAAUUUCUGAAAAUAUAGAGGAAGUAAUUUCACAAACAGAAGAGAAUGUAUCUGAGGUACAGAAACAUAUUAGAGUUUUUCCAGAAGCAAGAGGUCCUGAGGAGGACAGAGAAGGGAUUUCACAGUCUGAAGACAGUGAUUCCGAUGCAAGCUUUAUUGAAGUGGAUACUGAAAUCAGUAAUGAGACUGAGUUUCCUACUAAAUAUGAUGAAAAACUGGGUGAUGAAACAGCACUUUCAGAAGUAGAGACAGACAGACCUGAUGUUGUCACACAGGAGCUGCUGAAGGAGUCUGACGAAGUGCAGUUGGGAAAUGCUCAGAAUGUUGAAAGAGAAGCUGAUAAUAAAGAUGCAGUGGAUGAGUGGCAAGACAUCAGUUUGGAAGAACUAGAAGAAUUAGAAAGGGACCUUUCUACUGAGCAAAAUAUGCUUCAGUCUCAAAAACAGCAGCAGGAGCGUGUUGCUGCUUCUGUAACAGGACAGAUGUUCUUGGAAAGCCAGGAGCUUCUGCGUCUGUUUGGCAUUCCAUAUAUCGAAGCUCCAAUGGAAGCAGAGGCACAGUGUGCCAUACUGGACCUUACUGACCAGACCUCUGGGACAAUCACCGAUGACAGUGAUGUUUGGUUGUUUGGCGCACGACACGUUUAUAAAAAUUUCUUCAGCCAGAACAAAUAUGUAGAAUAUUAUCAGUAUAUUGAUUUGCAAAAUGAGCUAGGGUUGGAUAGAAGCAAGCUAAUUAAUUUGGCGUACUUGCUUGGAAGUGACUACACUGAGGGCAUCCCAAAUGUUGGCUUCGUAACAGCGAUGGAGAUUUUAAAUGAAUUUCCUGGGCAUGGCUUAGAACCACUCUUAAAAUUUGCUGAGUGGUGGAAUGAGGCUCAGAAGAAUAAGAAAUUGAGACCUAAUCCACAUGAUACCAAGGUCAAGAAGAAACUGCGGGAGCUCCAGCUUUCUUCAGGUUUCCCAAAUCCGGCAGUGGCAGAAGCGUACCUGAAGCCUGUGGUGGAUGAGACAAGGAGUUCGUUCACCUGGGGGAAACCUGACUUAGAGCAGAUCAGAGAAUUCUGUAAGGAUCACUUUGGCUGGACUACAACAAAGAUAGAUGGAAUCCUUUUGCCUGUGAUGAAACAACUGAAUGUGCAGCAGACUCAGCUUCGAAUUGAUUCAUUCUUCAGACUAGAGCAGCAUGAAAAACUAACUAUUAAAAGUCAGAGACUGCGCAGAGCUGUGACUUGCCUGAAGAGAAAGGAAAAAGAAGCAGACGAUGAAAUUCAGGAGAUCACUGCUGUUACAGAGAUGGAACCUGAACAGCAUGAGAAAACAAAAGGGGAAGGUACCACAGGCUGCGCAAAUCUAACUGUGGCAACAAAAGCCCAGAGGGGAAAGAGAAGAAAACACUCAGAUUCCAGAAAAGAAUGUUUAUAUGGAGGUGGUUUUAUUGGAAAUUUGCAUCUUUCAGAAACUUCUAGUGACUCCUCAGAGGACUCAGAUAGUAGAGAUUUAGGCAAGAGCAAAGGGAGGAAAAACACCUCUACGAUAGAGACUGCAGACCAUAAAGAGAAAAAGGGGUGCAGUAGCUCAAGUGAUGAGGAUGAAGACCUGGGAAAUGUAGUCAUGGUGACUGCCAAACCUGUGUUUGAGGGCAGAAAAAACAAAUCACGGGGCAAGAGAGGAAUAAGAAAGAAAAAGUCUUAAAGAAGAAAAGUAAUAAAAAGGGCAGACUCUUGUGGCAUUUAUGAUUUAAGCUUUGUAAAUAUUCUAAUGAAUUUUUGAUAAAAUAUAAUAAAUUAUUUCUAUUUGUUAUGUA